This is a messenger RNA of Prosopis cineraria, 2540 nucleotides long. RefSeq lists its product as uncharacterized. NCBI's taxonomy places the organism in Eukaryota, Viridiplantae, Streptophyta, Magnoliopsida, Fabales, Fabaceae. Bases 199 to 2157 code for a protein of 652 amino acids. The transcript has 3 exons. The record is from RefSeq and is a predicted model, not a curated record.
AUUUUAAUCUCAUUCCUUCGUCAUUUUCGACUAGUCCACUGCCCCACGAAAAAGAAAUUAAAGCUCCUAUGCUUCUCCGCCUAAAUCCAUAUUGAGGCACUUCCAUUUCUAUAUUGCUGGGCCUUCGACUUCGUCUUCGUCUUCCACCUUCCUGAGUUGCUUCUAUCAGCUCAGGAAGUGGAGCUUUCUGCAUCUGAAAUGGAGCUAGUUCCUCAUUCUGAUUCACAUUAUUCCACCACCCCACCACUACGUGAUGAUGUGUUUCCAUCAGAAUCUAACAGAAACCCUUCCCCGACACCGUCAACUCCAACAUCUCAACCCCAUGCGCCGCCGAGUACCGGCCACCCAGAGCAGAAAAUCACCCUCUCUGGCGAUCCCCAGGUACGACUUGCUUUAUACAUAGCCAUGGCCCAUGCAGGGCUUGUCUUAGCCUUUUUUAUACUAUACACUGUGUGUAAGCUCUUGGAAGAAUAUCUCCGGCCUCUUCUUUGGGCUGUGCUGUGUUCUAUUCCUCUCAGAGGAAUUCAGCAAACCCUCGUCACGUUUUGGGAAGAACCCUUGAAAUUAGGAUUCACGGAGACAGUACUCGCAGUUCCAGUUUCUAUAUUUUGUGUCUUUGUCGGAACCCUCGUUGAGAUUCGCAAAGCAGUUUUUCGGUUUCUGCUCGGAAAACCAAAAUCUCACGAUGAUGAUGAGGCUUCAACAGUAAGGAAACGUACUGGUUUUUCCAAUUUACUUCGUUUGCUCUUGUCCUUUGGGAUAUUCCUAAUCACAUACGAGAGCCUCGGAGGUGUUGUAUCAUUAUCGCUUCUGGGAUUAGGCUUUGUGUUUAGCUCUAAACACGUAAAUUCGACCAUGUCCACGUUGUCUUCAUUCAGAAGUAAUAACAUGAACAGCUUCAAACGUAGUAAGAUUAGCGCCUUGUUCACACGAGCAAUACUGAAAAGGCUGAAAACAAUUGUAGCAUUGGGGUUGAUUGUUGGUAUGAUUAUGGGGUCUUUGUUUGGUGUGAUAUUCUUCUCUUACAGCACCGCAGUUGAAGGGAAAGACGCCAUGAUUAUGCUGAAACAACGUGUAGAGAAGAGCAAUUAUGCUGAGAAAAUUGGUGUGAAGAAGUGGAUGGAUGAGAAUGAUGUUCCUGAACUGGUAGAUAAGUACAGUACCAAGUUAUAUGAGGCAGUGUCUGAUCAGAUAGACAGAUUGGCAAUACAGUACAAUAUAACUGAGAUUGUGACGAGCAUAAAGCAUUUUGUGAUAAAUCCUCGUGUUAAUGAUAAUUCUUCAUCAUCACCUUCAUUGACUUUACUGGCUCACUCAUCAUCAUAUUUUACAGAAAAGCUCUUGCACUUGAAAACCCAGUUUAGAAACCGUGAGUGGAACCAGAUUCAUACAGAGCUUGAUACCAUGUUUAGCGAAUUUGCAGUUACUCGCCAUGAAUUAGUUCAGAAAGCAAGAGAAUUUGCUGGUAGUGGUACUACAAAUGUGGUUGGAAGUGCUGCAACAUUCUUUUUUUCCGCAGCCAAUUCCAUAAUCUCAGGAGCUGCAGGGGUUUUAAACUUUGCAUCUCAGUCAAUGGUGUUUUUCUGGGUUUUGUAUUUUCUCAUCACAUCAGAUUCUGGUGGAGUAACAGAACAAGUGAUUGGUAUGGUUCCAGUUUCAAGCUCAACUAGGGUUAGAUUUGUAGAAGUUCUUGAUAAUGCUAUUUCAGGAGUGCUUCUAGCUACUGUAGAGAUUUCAUUCUCUCAGGGAUGUCUCACUUGGCUCUUGUUUAAGCUACUCAACAUUCAUUUUCUGUACAUGUCAACUGGACUUGCCUUUGUCAGUCCUCUAAUUCCACUAUUUCCAUCGUGGCUUGCGACAAUCCCGGCAGUUCUGCAGCUAUUUCUGGAAGGAAGAUACAUUGUGGCCAUUAUCUCAUCUGUUAUUCACAUUUUCCUAAUGGAUUAUAGUGCAUCUGAGAUUAUGGAAGAUGUUCCUGGGAAUAGUGAAUACCUUACUGGUCUUACCAUCAUUGGGGGAAUGACUUUGUUCCAUAUAGGUCUAGAGGAUGCUAUAAUGGGGACACUGAUAACUACAGUUAUGGUUGCUCUGAAGGAUUUAUACGUUGAAUUUGUUUUGGAUGCACCAAAAGACAGGACGAAGCAGAAACAAACCUGAGUCUCUGCCUCUCUGCAUUAUUAUAUAUUCUUAUUAGGCCUCAGCAGGAUUCUUCCAAAGUACUAGAGAGGGAGAAAUGUGAGCAAGCGUGAUUAGAAAGGAAAGAAAGAAAUGAAGUAAACUAUAUUCUUAGGUUUAAUUAAUACUUUGUGAUCUUUGAAUCCUCAUACUUGCGGAUUUUCAAAUGUGAUUGAAGACAAAGGUGAAGAGAAAUAAGAACUUUUGGAACCCAAUCACCAUCACGAAGUGCUUGUUAAAGCCAACACUUUCUUAGUUUCAAAUUUUGAUUGCCUCAAGGAAGUGAAAUUGGAUUUGGUGCAUAUAUUUCCUUGUAACCAGAGAUAUGGAUCAAAGUGCACUUCUUAUGUGGACCGUUUAGAUAA